Messenger RNA from Physella acuta, 1278 nucleotides. RefSeq names its product mucin-22-like. Lineage: Eukaryota; Metazoa; Mollusca; Gastropoda; Physidae. The record is from RefSeq and is a predicted model, not a curated record.
AUGGUUGUAGGUACUGCAAGUUUGGGUGUUAACAGUUUUACGUGUAAGUACUGUGUCCGUACUGCUAGUGUGAGUAUUAAGGGUGUACGUACUACGAGUGUAAGUGCGAGUCUGAGUAUUAACAGUGUGAGUACUGAGAGUACUACAAGUAUCAGUACGACGAGUGUGAGUCUGGGUAUUAUCACUCUGAGUACUGCUAGUGUGAGUACUACAAGAGUGAAUAAUACGGGUGUAGGUACUACGAGUGUAAGUACUACGAGUGUAAGUACUCCUAGUGUAAGUACUCCUAGUGUAAGUACUACAAGUGUAAGUACUACAAGUGUAAGUACUCCUAGUGUAAGUACUACAAGUGUAAGUACUACAAGUGUAAGUAUUCCUAGUGUAAGUACUACACGUGUAAGUACUACAAGUGUAAGUAUUCCUAGUGUCAGCACUACAAGUGUAAGUACUACAAGUGUAAGUACUACAAGUGUAAGUACUAAAAGUGUAAGUACUACAAGUGUAAGUACUACAAGUGUAAGUACUCCUAGUGUAAGUACUACAAGUGUAAGUACUACAAGUGUAAGUACUCCUAGUGUAAGUACUCCUAGUGUAAGUACUACAAGUGUAAGUUCUACAAGUGUAAGUACUACAAGUGUAAGUACUACAAGUGUAAGUACUACAAGUGUAAGUACUACAAGUGUAAGUACUAAAAGUGUAAGUACUACAAGUGUAAGUACUACAAGUGUAAGUACUACAAGUGUAAGUACUACAAGUGUAAGUACUACAAGUGUAAGUACUACAAGUGUAAGUACUACAAGUGUAAGUACUAAAAGUGUAAGUACUACAAGUGUAAGUACUCCUAGUGUAAGUUCUACAAGUGUAAGUACUACAAGUGUAAGUACUACAAGUGUAAGUACUACAAGUGUAAGUACUAAAAGUGUAAGUACUACAAGUGUAAGUACUACAAGUGUAAGUACUCCUAGUGUAAGUACUACAAGUGUAAGUACUACAAGUGUAAGUACUCCUAGUGUAAGUACUCCUAGUGUAAGUACUACAAGUGUAAGUACUACAAGUGUAAGUAUUCCUAGUGUCAGCACUACAAGUGUAAGUACUACAAGUGUAAGUACUACAAGUGUAAGUACUACAAGUGUAAGUACUACAAGUUCAAUCUUGCACCACAACCUACGAAGGAUUCAGCCACCUUUACCACCACCACACCGAGACAUGUUCCAGUCUUCUUCUCCCAAGUUUGACCUCCAGACUUCUCCAGUUCUGACAGCACCAUCACAAAUCUGA